Cololabis saira (Pacific saury) is the source of this 3945-nucleotide messenger RNA. It is a transcript of the gene elmo1, whose product is annotated as engulfment and cell motility 1 (ced-12 homolog, C. elegans). NCBI's taxonomy places the organism in Eukaryota, Metazoa, Chordata, Actinopteri, Beloniformes, Belonidae. Gene Ontology annotation, biological process: actin filament organization; cell motility. The coding region runs from base 450 to 2672 and encodes 740 amino acids. The record is from RefSeq and is a predicted model, not a curated record. Gene Ontology annotation, cellular component: guanyl-nucleotide exchange factor complex; plasma membrane. The transcript has 24 exons.
AUCAGCAGCAGCAGCAGCAGCAGCAGCAGGGACGGCAGGAGGAAGGAGGAAGUGGAAACAUCAGCUCGAUCCGCGCACACACAGCACAGCAGAGCAGAGGAGAGGCAGGGUGGGAGACCACGCCGAUGACUGACACGCACUCCCAACACACGCAUAGCCACUCCGGACAUCGGCACUAGUAGGAAGAGGAGUCCUCGCCUCGGCAGUAGCUGCUGCCCACCGCCCACACGCUGACCAGCAGCAGCAGCAGUAGCAGCGGCGGUGUUGGUGUUGGUGUUGGUGUUGGUCGGGACCUCUGGGACAGAACCACCGGCUCAAAGCUUCACAGUCUGUGUCUGCUGCUGCAGAGAUCAGGACCAGCCUGAGGUUUGGAUGAGCCGCCUCCAGCAGUGGUGACCGAGGUGUGAGACGGCUAAAACUCACACCAAACACCCCCCCUCUCGACAGCCAUGCCGCCACCGGCAGACAUCGUCAAGGUGGCCAUUGAGUGGCCGGGGGCCUUUCCCAAGCUCAUGGAGAUAGACCAGAAAAAGCCUCUCUCGGCCAUCAUUAAAGAAGUUUGUGAGGGGUGGUCCUUAGGCAGUCAUGAAAACUUUGCUCUGCAGCUUGCUGACGGAACAAAUUUCUACAUCACGGAAAAGAAUCGUAACGACAUCAAGAACGGCUCGAUCCUGCGCCUGACCACCUCUCCCUACCAGACUGCGUUGCAGCUCCACGAACGGAUCCAGUCAUCCAGCAUGGACGCCAAGCUGGAAUCGCUGAAAGACCUGGCAAACGCGUCCCGGGACAUCACCUUCGCGCAGGAGUUCAUCAACCUGGACGGCAUCACCCUGCUCACUCAGAUGGUGGAGAGCGGGACAGAACGCUACCAGAAGUUACAGAAGAUCAUGAAACCGUGUUUCGGCGACUUGCUGUCCUUCACUCUGACGGCGUUUGUGGAGCUGAUGGAUCAUGGGAUCGUCUCUUGGGACACUUUCUCUGUGGCCUUCAUCAAGAAGAUUGCCAGUUAUGUGAACAAAUCGGCCAUGGACACGGCCGUGCUACAGCGCUCCCUGGCCAUCCUGGAGUCCAUGGUGCUGAACAGUCAGGAUCUUUACCACAAGGUGGCGCAAGAGAUCACUAUUGGACAACUCAUCCCGCAUCUUCAGGGGACCGAUCAAGACAUUCAGACUUACACGGUUGCCGUCAUCAACGCCCUGUUCCUCAAAGCUCCUGAGGAGAAGAGACAGUUUGAUGAGCACAUUGUGGACAUCCUAAAUUGUCCCCUGACAGAGAUGGCCCACAUCCUUGCCCAGAAGCAACUGCGCUCCAUCAUCCUUACUAAUGUGAUUCGGAGUCCCACGGCAAUUAACGACGAGAUGGCGCACCAGCUGUACGUGCUGCAGGUGCUGACCUUCAACCUGCUGGAGGACCGCAUGAUGACCAAGAUGGAUCCUCAGGACCAGGCCCAGAGGGACAUCAUCUUUGAGCUGCGGAGAAUUGCUUUCGACGUGGAGUGCGAGCCCAACAACAGCGGGAGCAUUGAGAAGCGCAAGUCCAUGUACACCCGCGACUACAAAAAGCUCGGCUUCAUUAACCACGUCAAUCCAGCUGUGGACUUCACCCAGAUUCCUCCAGGCAUGCUGGCUCUGGAUAACAUGCUCUACUUUGCCAGGCAUCACCAGGACGCCUACAUCAGGAUUGUUCUGGAGAACAGCAGCAGAGAAGACAAGCACGAGUGCCCGUUUGGCCGCAGCAGCAUUGAGCUGACAAAGAUGCUCUGUGAGAUCCUGAAAGUGGGCGAGCUUCCCAGUGAAAACUGCCACGACUUCCACCCCAUGUUCUUCACCCACGAUCGCUCCUUUGAGGAAUUCUUCUGCAUCUGCAUCCAGCUGCUCAACAAGACCUGGAAAGAGAUGAGAGCCACGAGUGAGGAUUUUAACAAGGUCAUGCAGGUGGUGAGGGAGCAGAUCAUGCGAGCGCUCACUCUCAAGCCUAAUUCUCUGGACCAGUUCAAGAGUCGCCUGCAGAACUUGAGCUACACAGAGAUCCUGAAGAUACGCCAGUCUGAGAGGAUGAAUCAGGAAGACUUCCAGUCACGCCCCAUCAUGGAGCUGAGGGAAAAGAUCCAGCCGGAGAUCAUGGAGCUGAUCAAACAGCAGAGACUCAACAGGCUGUGUGACGGAACUUGCUUCAGGAAAAUCAGCAGUCGCAGGAGGCAAGAUAAGUUUUGGUAUUGCCGUCUGUCUCCGAACCAUAAAGUCCUGCACUACGGAGAUCUGGAAGAGAGUCCUCAGGGUGAAGUGGCCCAUGAUUCUUUGCAGGACAAAUUGCCCGUGGCUGAUAUCAAAGCUGUUAUCACUGGCAAAGAUUGUCCUCACAUGAAGGAGAAGGGAGCCCUCAAGCAAAAUAAGGAGGUGUUAGAGCUGGCCUUCUCCGUCCUCUACGAGUCGGACGAAUACUUAAACUUUAUUGCUCCUGACAAGCAUGAGUACUGUGUGUGGACGGACGGCCUCAACGCCCUCCUGGGAAAGGAGAUGACCAGUGAUUACACCAAAUCUGACAUGGACACUCUGCUCUCCAUGGAGAUGAAGCUCCGCCUCUUGGAUCUAGAGAACAUCCAGAUUCCCGAGGCCCCGCCCCCAAUUCCCAAAGAACCUAGCAACUACGACUUUGUUUACGACUGUAACUAGAUGUACGACCCCCCACGAGCCUGCAACCAAGCAAACUCUGCACCUUCUGUAUUCACUGGACCAACCCCUUUUCUGAUAAACUGGAUUGAAUAAAUUUAUUAUAAAUCAACAAAAAAACAAAAAAGAACUGUGAUUUAAAGGGAGGACUUACUUGUCGAACUAUUCUCUGCUUGGUUCUCGUUAGACUUUUUUAAAGAGAGGAAGUGGGCCAUGAUCACAUCAGUUGAUGCACUUGAGUGAUUUGGGGUUCAGUGCAGCGUCAUCAGGUUGCCAUGGAGAUGAGAAGCCAGGGAGCGUUCGUUUGGCCCGUCAUUGGUCGUCCUGCAUCGUCUUCUUUACUCUCCUCCUUUCUCCUACAUUUCUUCUUCUUCUUCUUCUUCUUCUUCUUCUUCUUCUUCUUAGCCCCGUCACAUGCUUCAAAACAUUUGCAGACAAAUGCUUAGAAAUGUCAUCUUAUUCCCCUUCUUUGGCUGUUUUUCUUCUUUUUUCCCCCUCUCAGGGCUUUGUAGGGAGGGAAGACGGCUGCAGGGAUCUGGCUGGUGGGCGUGUAGUUCAGGAGCAAGGAGAAAGAAAGGGAAGUGUUUUGGGUCCUCCUUUUGUUUGUAUGUUUAUUUGUGAACUUCCAGAUGUAUUUAUUAUCUGUCACAUUCACUCUUCAUUUGUGGCAGCUAAAUGUUAACUAAAGGCUGGAUUACACUUACGGACCAACUCUCUUCUAUCUACGCUGUCUUACUUCACGUAUACUGAAGGCUGUUCUAACCAAUCGGUCGUCAAAGCUAACCUCUGUCUACAAUUAAAAGGCCUCUCUUUUUGAAUAUUGCUGUUAUUAUCCCACUGAUGCUUAUUGCUUAAUGUACACACCCACGCGGUGGCUGUUAGUCAUAACACACACUCUCAAACACACACUUUCACUCAUUCGAGUCUCUCUUGUUGUAAAAACUGCUGUACACAUCAUUCCUAAGCAAUAUUUGAGCUUUUGUUUUAUUUGUCAUUUGUAAGAUGCUCAUCAUUUAGUAAUUUUAAAAUUGUGAACAGCCAGGUAAAUCAAAGGAAGUUGACUUUGUGUGUAUGUGUGUGUGUGUACCAGAUUAUGUGGCCACAGAAAUUUAGAGUUUUUUUGUUUUUAUUUAAAAACAGAUAAUGGUUGUUAUUUCUAUUAUGAUUUAUAUAUUUUCCCCUUCCUAUUUAAUGCCUUCUAAUGUUUUUCUUUAGGAUUUUUCAAAGCUCCUGAAAACUGCUGUUUACAUUAAAGAUUAAAAAACUGUAAGAUGUU